AUGUCCUCUUGGGCGCUGUUGUCCCGUUAUAAACUGUCUCCACGACCCUGUACCAUCAUCCAGGGAUGAGACGGAGGAGGAAACAAAACAAAGUUCUUAUCUUGCGAUAUUCAUAAUAUUUACCACAGGGAUCUGGAAGCUGAUUUUUACCGAAAUGUGGCGGAUUUUCAUCCUUUUUCUGGCAGGAGUCAUCCCUCCUCCAGGCUCAGGCCUCCAUGUGAUGGUGAGAGAUGAGAAGAGGUACGCUACUCUGUUCCAGUCAGUGGUUCUGCCUUGCCAGUACACCAGUGUUUCCACUCAGCCCGCUAUGGUGAAGUGGAUCUACAAGUCGUACUGCCGGGACCGCACGAGGGACUCGUUCAGCCUCCCCGACAGCUUGGGCGCAGGCAGGCUGCAGAGCGGAAGCGGAGGGGUCGGCGGCGGCGGCUACGAGGCGGGCUCUACUGCGAGCCACCUCGACUGCUCUGACAGCAGGAGGACCGUCAGGACCGUGGCCUCCAUAUCCGGGUCCUCGGUCACGCUCUCAGAGUACUACAAGAACAGAGAUGUUACCAUCAUCAACACGGCAGAUCUGCGUAUCGGAGAGGUCCAGUGGGGAGACAGCGGUGUGUACUUCUGCCAAGUGACCAUAGCUGAUGACAUAGAAGGACAGAAUGAAGCUUCGGUGGAGCUGCUGGUUCUUGGUUUCUCAGGUGUGCCUGAAGAUCUCCUGCCUGAUAUUGAUUUGAAGAUUAUGCCAGAGUGGGCGUUUGUGGUGGCCGUGGCGCUCGGCAGUGUGUUGUUCCUGCUCCUGGUUGGAGUUUGCUGGUGUCAGUGCUGUCCCCACUCCUGCUGCUGCUACGUCAGCUGCUGGUGCUGCCCCGACACGUGCUGCUGCCCCCGACACCUGUAUGAAGCGGGUAAAGGCAUAAAGACUGGCGCCUCCACCCCUCAAACACCAGCCUACCCUCCAUACUUUGUGUCUGGACUUCCAGCCAUGAUCCCCAUCGCUCCGCCCUCCCUGGUGGACAAGGUGUCGACCGUCGCUCCCUCAGAUGGGACUCUGGUGGCAGCAGUAUCUCCGAUGCCCGUGCAAGCUGUAGGGAUUCCCUACCGCGUACCUUCACCACAGGAUCAAAACUCGCUCAGGGUGCUGCAGUAUGUAGAGAAACAGCUGGCUCACUUCAACCCUUCUGGGUCCAACAGCAAACAGUCCUGUAAUCAGUCGGAGUUGAGCUCCCUCCACGAAGGAGACACCAACUUCCACCAAACUUUCAGGAAUGUCCAGAAGAAAGCUCUGCCCACCAUCCCUGAUCAAGACUCCAGCCCGGAACCACACGGCUACCGUGAGAACCGCAGUCCAGACCUGCAGCGCCACCAUAAGAACCCCUCAUCACCUCAUCGCUACCGUCACGACCCUGACUCAGACCACCUUGACAGCCAGGACGAGCCUCUGCUUCCACGGCGAUACAGCGACGACCUGCCGUCUUCCUCUCAGUCGCACAGGAUUGGUCGAAGUCAGAGGCAGCAGAACUCGAGUGAUGAAGACAAACACGGCAGGUGGAACCCUCGUUCAGAACAUCUGCAGAGGAAGACGUAUCACUCUUCGGGACGGACCGUCUCUCUGGAUGAGCUGGAGGAGUUUGCUACCACCUACAAGAAGAGAGGAGGCAGAGGGGCAGAACGGAGAGAAGAAGAAAUGGUGGAGUAUGAGAUGGAGGUGAUGGAGUACGGUGGAUAUCCCUCCCAUCGCAAAGGUCCUCCUCAGCAUUAUUACAGCAACGGGGACGAGCUUGACGACAACAGUGAGCAUGAAGGGCAUACCAGAGCAAACCAUAAAAGCAAACACAACAUAAGCCCUCUACCUUCUCCCAAAAAAAGGGGGAUCACACGGGAGAGGGAGAGGGCCGAGCCGCCUCCCCCCAAAACGGAUCCACCGUCGACUUCCUCUCAGGAAAGGGACUACGAUGCCACUUUCCUGAACAGCCUGUUGGAGCGUAAAGCGAAGCUGCGAGGAGUUUCCCAGGGGAGAAACGAGGCCCGGUCUGAGGAAGAUUUAGACUGGCCCUCAAUAAGGAGCGGCAAAAAAACCAGCAGAGAGUCCAGUCGCCUCUGCAGCCGCUCUCCCAGUAACAGGCCAGAGGUGGAUUCGCUGUCUCCGUCCGACUCAGAGAGAGCCAGAACUGAAAGACCGUCUCCGCGGCCGCCCCAAGCAAACGCCCGCUCCCCUCCGCCUCUUCAUUCCCUGCCCGCUCACAGAGAGGAGCACAGGGACCGGUCCCGGAAAGUGGUCAGGUUCAGAUGCUACCAGAAUGAAAACUAGAGCACGCUUCUCAGCCGAGACUCUCUUAUCGUCUGACCGACUUGGAGCCAAAGACCAGAGAAAGAACGGAGCCGAGCGAGAGUGCAACUGCGAAACCCCCACGAGGAGCCAGCCGUCAGCUGAAAAACGAUGGCGGAGCAAACUUUGAGUUUGAGUUUUCCAACCUAUAUGCAAAGGUCAGCUGCCAAGGAGGAUCCUAAGAACAGCUGGAUCAGUAAAGAUACAAGGGUGACAGUAACUCUGUGAUAUCACUUAGUGAUGAAGUCACUGGCUGUGUCAUGCAUAUCUCCGCCGGACCAGCGCUAAUGUCAGCGGGACGUGUAGCCUGGGCCGCUCCUCUCAGCAGGAUGCAGUCCGUCUCCUCUUCGUCACUUUAGGAAAGCGCUGCAGCAGACACUUGCUAACUCUUCAAGCACAAUGAGUGCAUUCAUUUCUAUCUAAUGAGACAUGGGAGUAGAAGAGGCCACCAGUGGAAUAGAUAAAAACGACAACACGCUCAUUGUAAACAACACCCCCAACCCCUUCACACCCCAUCACUGCAUCAGAAAACAAUGUGCAUGAUGUCACUUAUUAACAUUUAACAACUAAAGCACUUAGGUUUGAAAGAGAUAUUUGACAGAUACUUAUUUGAUUUUUUUACUUAAAGCUAAAAGUUGUGACAAACAUCAGCACCGUUAUAAAUGUUUUAUUAAUAAUGAAGAUUGAAAUGACAUUCAUUUACAGCACUGGGCAAAUCUCUCGUUUCUUUGUAUUUUCCUUUAAAAGGAGCCAAACCUCAUCUCAAAGUAUUACAGCAUCUUUCUGUUGCUCCACUGACUGAAGUCCAGGUUUUCUGCUACUGUUCAUUAUUUAUUAUCAUAACAAUGAAAUGUGUACUAUGUCAUUAAAGGUAUUUUUUUUUAUCUAAACCUAAGUUAAAUUGCAUAAUUCAUCUUCACAAAAUCCAAGAUCCAUAAAAAAAUUAAUGGAAUAAUCACUGUAACCAAAAAUAACAUUACCCUGAACAUACCCAGGUAACAGUAAUGAGUUAUGAGCAGCUAAUAUCCAAAUUAAAGCUGAAAACUCUUUACUAAACAAAUUAGUUGUUUCCCUGGGAAGCAAAAUAUAAAGAAAAAAACAGGUUUGCAUCGUGCUGUGCCUUUCUACUAACACGUCUUAUGCUUGACAUUACAUUGAAGUGAAAAUAGAAGAAGUAACUGGAGAUGCAAGAUUGUUCUGACACAACUGUCAUAAUAUUACACAAAAGCAUAAAUCAUUUCAAGUUAAAACGUUGGCUGUGCUCUUAGGAUUUCUGUGCUUUACAGUGCUCUCAGUAUUUUUUGUAAGAGGAAUUUUUCUGUGUAUUUAAAAAUGUAUUAAUGGAAUAAACCAGAAGCAAAAGAUCAAAUGAUUUUAUUGAAAGGAAAAAGAUAUUUAAACCAACUUAGCCCUCUUGAAAAAUUUGUUCAACCGCUUUGGAAAGGUUUUGAUUCUGAGCGACCCAUUAAAGUCACACUGCCGGUAUAAUGUUCGGUAUUCACACCAUCCAGACGUUAGAAGAUGCUUCUGCCCUGAAAAUCUCCCAUGGAAGCUAUUUUUGAUUAAUGAAUCAUUAAACUGAAACGACUGAGGUUUUCAGUGCUUUAGAUGUUCUGGAUUCUUUCAUGACCUCCUGAACGAGUCACUGAUUCGUUCUCGAAGGAACAUUUGUAGACCGGCCACUUCAGGGAAGAAUCGCCGCUGUACUAUGUUUUCUCAAUUUGUGGAUAAUGGCCCUCACUUUGGUUAAUUGCUGUCCAAACACAACAAAAUUGCUUUGUAACCUUUUACAGACAAACAGAGGUCAAGAACUGUGUUUUUCAUCUGUUCCAAAUUUUUCUUUUCGAUUGGGAGAUGAUGUGUUCAUGUUGACUUUUACUGUGUUUCAUGAUUCUGUGGGUCCCGCACUUUUCAGCUCUAGGUUUGGCAAAGGAAAUUAAAUGUAGCUUUUCAAAGAAUGUGGAUAGUCACAGUGCAUUCUUUGUUUUAAUAAGGUGGGGAAGGACACAAUUAGCCUCAAAGGGACAAGUUGGUUUGGAUAGCCUUUUUUUUUUCUUCAAAACAAAAUUAUAAUUUGAAAAGAGCAUGUUGUCUUUACUCAGGGUAUGUUUCUUUGAUAUUAUUUUUUUUACUGAUUUGAAACUUCAAGUGUGGAAAAAGUGAGAAAGGAGAAAUCUAUAAGGAGACAAAUGCUUUCUUCUCAGAACCUCAUAUUACUGCGGUUGUUUUUAAUCAUGUGGCACAUAGGGAUUAGCAAAGUAUUUCACAAAUGAAGGUAUGGCUUAACUUCGCUGACUGACCUCUGACCCUCUGUUUUAAUUGCCUGUUCUAUUUCUGUUUUUGCAGUAAAGUAUGAAAAUGUUACUUCUAAAUCCGUUUUUUUUUAUUUAUGAAUGUUCUGUUCAUUUGAUUUUAAAAGAUAAUGUUUGUGUUUUUCA
This is a messenger RNA of Poecilia latipinna (sailfin molly), 4758 nucleotides long. RefSeq names its product immunoglobulin-like domain-containing receptor 2. Bases 155 to 2302 code for a protein of 715 amino acids. The record is from RefSeq and is a predicted model, not a curated record. The transcript has 11 exons. Gene Ontology annotation, biological process: pancreas development. Gene Ontology annotation, cellular component: membrane. Lineage: Eukaryota; Metazoa; Chordata; Actinopteri; Cyprinodontiformes; Poeciliidae.